Molecule: messenger RNA, 2588 nt
Organism: Gorilla gorilla gorilla (western lowland gorilla)
Lineage: Eukaryota; Metazoa; Chordata; Mammalia; Primates; Hominidae
Gene: SAMSN1
Product: SAM domain, SH3 domain and nuclear localization signals 1
Exons: 15
Biological process (GO): negative regulation of peptidyl-tyrosine phosphorylation; negative regulation of B cell activation
Cellular component (GO): nucleus; cytoplasm
Molecular function (GO): phosphotyrosine residue binding
Source: RefSeq, a predicted model, not a curated record
CCAUUUUUCUCAAAUGAAGGCACUCUAUGAUACAACUAACACACCCAGGGAGUUUCUAAUUUGGAGAAUGCAAAACCAAAAAAGAGAAAGUUAUUCCGGAGAUUUAUGUCUGAAAAUAAAAUAUUUGAAGGAAAAACUGUGAAUGACAAAAUCUGGCAGGAACACAGCAAGCAUAAGAAUGAUUCCCACAUCAGAAGGCCCUGUCAGCUAAAAGAUCUAAAUGAAGAUGAUUUUCUAAGUAACAACAUACAUACUCAUCAAGGAAAAACUCUACAAGGAACUUCCUAUCAGGUGACCUCUGAAUGUUGGAGUCCAUUUCACUAUCAGAGACAUGUUGAGACCACUGUUGAUGAACUGGCCAUAAAAUCGGGCAGUGACCCUGUGGAAUCAAUGGGGACAUUAAAGCGACUACAGAAACUGGUUUGGACCAAGAAAGCCAGAGUGCAGAAUCUGGAUGAGGUGAAACCGACAUUAAUAAACCUCCAAGAUGAAGAUGACACGUUGAUUUCUUGUUUGAAAUUAACCAAGUCCCGAGAAAAGAAAGUGAAUAGUGUUAGCACGAGGAGGAAGGAAGAAAUGGAGAUUAGAUUGGAUACUCUUUCUGCACCACUGGGUAGAUCCAGCACUUUAAAUGACUGCAACUUGGAAGAUAAAUUAGCUUGGUAUGAAGGUGAAGCUUACAUGUGGCAUCACUGGAAGCCUUUUCCUGAAAACCCUCUCUGGACAUGUCUUGAUUUCCAAAUAGCACAAGCUGGACCCUGGGACCACUGCUCCUCUUGUAUUCGCCACACACGUCUCAAGUCUUCCUGCUCAGAUAUGGAUCUCCUACAUUCAUGGCGAAGCAGCAGUUUUGGGAAUUUCGAUCGUUUUCGGAAUAAUUCUUUAUCAAAACCAGAUGAUUCAACUGAGGCACGUGAAGGAGAUCCCACAAAUUAAAGUGGAGAACAAAGUAAAACUUCAAAUAAUGGAGGCGGUUUGGGUAAAAAAAUGAGAGCUAUUUCAUGGACAAUGAAGAAAAAAGUGGGUAAAAAGUACAUCAAAGCCCUUUCUGAGGAAAAGGAUGAGGAAGAUGGAGAGAAUGCCCACCCAUAUAGAAACAGUGACCCUGUGAUUGGGACCCACACAGAGAAGGUGUCCCUCAAAGCCAGUGACUCCAUGGAUAGUCUCUACAGUGGACAGAGCUCAUCAAGUGGCAUAACAAGCUGUUCAGAUGGUACAAGUAACCGGGACAGCUUUCGACUGGAUGACGAUGGCCCCUAUUCAGGACCAUUCUGUGGCCGUGCCAGAGUGCAUACGGAUUUCACGCCAAGUCCCUAUGACACUGACUCCCUCAAAAUCAAGAAAGGAGACAUCAUAGACAUUAUUUGCAAAACACCAAUGGGGAUGUGGACGGGAAUGUUGAACAAUAAAGUGGGAAACUUCAAAUUCAUUUAUGUGGAUGUCAUCUCAGAAGAGGAAGCAGCCCCCAAGAAAAUAAAGGCAAACCGAAGGAGUAACAACGAAAAAUCCAAGACUCUGCAGGAGUUCCUAGAGAGGAUUGAUCUGCAGGAAUAUACCUCAACACUUUUGCUCAAUGGUUAUGAGACUCUAGAAGAUUUAAAGGAUAUAAAAGAGAGUCACCUCAUUGAAUUAAAUAUUGAAAACCCAGACGACAGAAGAAGGUUACUAUCAGCUGCUGAAAACUUCCCUGAAGAAGAAAUUAUUCAAGAGCAAGAAAAUGAACCUGAGCCCCUAUCCUUGAGCUCAGACAUCUCCUUAAAUAAGUCACAGUUAGAUGACUGCCCAAGGGACUCUGGUUGCUAUAUCUCAUCAGGAAAUUCAGAUAAUGGCAAAGAGGAUCUGGAGUCUGAAAAUCUGUCUGACAUGGUACAUAAGAUUACUAUCGCAGAGCCAAGUGACUGAACACACAUUCCCAACUAUAUAUCUACAGAUGCAUUCCGUUUUAACUCUUCUUGAGCUAAAACAUCAAAUAGGAGAGGAAGAUAAGAUAAAUAUUUGUAAAUAAAACCUAAAGUUUAAAUGUUUUAAUCUGAAAAAUUGUACAUAAAAUUUUGUAUCUCUAACAUUCCAAAUUACUGUCAAUAAAAUAUAUAUUUAUUAUUUUAAAUGCUAUGCGUUAAUAUUUCACUUGCCUGUAUUAGAAAGGCAAAAUGUAAGACUUUGGUAUGUGUGGCAUAUGCUUUAUUUGGCUUUUUUUUACAAGUACAAUAUCUGCAAAAAACAAAGUAACCUUUUUUCAUACUUGCCAGUUUUGAAUUUGUAUAUGUUAUUGAACAAAUAGUAAUAGAGGAUUCGCUGUUGAAACAAGAUGUCCAAGCAAUGUUAUAUUCAUUUUUAUACUUAUUGGGAAAGUGUGAGUUAAUAUUGGACACAUUUUAUCCUGAUCCACAGUGGAGUUUCAGUAAUUAUAUUUUGUUGAUUUCUUCAUUUUGUUUUCUGGUAUAAAAGUAUAGAUAAUGCGUAGUCACUUCUGAUUUAGUGAAACCAAUUGUAAUAAUUGUGCAGAUGUUUUGUCUUUAAGUGUAAAUAUUUUAAAAUUUGACAUACCCUAAUGUUAAUAAUAAAAAGAACUAUUUGCAUAUUGCAUU